AUGCCAACACCAAUUCCUCCCUUCCUCCUCCCACGAGGCCUCCCAACUGCCCGGACCCUCCGCACCCUCCAACAAAAUCACCGCGCCUUAAGCACCACCUCCGCCCUCUCAGCACGCAGUAACAGAAAGCCUGAAACAAACAAGAACCGCAUCCUUGAGAAACCGGACAAGUUCCGGCCCCCUUCGCAUCCGCAGCGCGCUGUUAAUCCGGCUACUCGCACGGCGUCUGGCCAGCCGAUUACUUAUGGGCCACGAUUGACGAGUGCUCAGCGCGAGGAACAGAAUAAGAAGCAGUAUCCUAAUAUGUUUCCGCCAGAGGGGACGGUGAUGUUUAAGUUUUUGACUAGUCGAUGGAUUCAUAUUUGGAUUGCUAUGAGUAUCCUUACAUCUCUCGCUACUUUCACCUUUACUACAAACUUCAAGGCUACUUCGCCUUUUGCUCAUCUUCUUCCUUCCUGGUCGGGACUGUUGACUGCGCCUUUCGAUACUAUUUCGCAGGCUUUGUCGGUUUAUCGUAUGCAUGUUCAGCAUGAGUCGAUGCGUGUACGGGAGCAGAGACAUCGUAGAGUGGAGGAUGCUGAGAAGCGGAGACAGUACCGUGUUGCGCAUGGGUUGGAGGAGCCGAAUGAUAAGGAGAAGGAGAAUGCGGCGGUGGAUGAUCAGAGUCCUAUUGCUCCUGCGCAAGGGAGUGAUGAGUAUGUGGAUUUUGAUGGGAAUAGGAAGCCCGUGAAGAAGUGGUUGGGUAUUUGGUAG
Penicillium angulare is the source of this 753-nucleotide messenger RNA. RefSeq lists its product as uncharacterized. NCBI's taxonomy places the organism in Eukaryota, Fungi, Ascomycota, Eurotiomycetes, Eurotiales, Aspergillaceae. Bases 1 to 753 code for a protein of 250 amino acids. The record is from RefSeq and is a predicted model, not a curated record. The transcript has 2 exons.